Orbilia oligospora ATCC 24927 is the source of this 783-nucleotide messenger RNA. RefSeq lists its product as uncharacterized. Bases 1 to 783 code for a protein of 260 amino acids. NCBI's taxonomy places the organism in Eukaryota, Fungi, Ascomycota, Orbiliomycetes, Orbiliales, Orbiliaceae. The record is from RefSeq and is a predicted model, not a curated record. The transcript is spliced from 3 exons.
AUGCCGCCACGAACAACCUCUACAAAACCCGGCCGGACCGCAUCAUCAUCAUCAGCGGCAGCAUACAAUACCUCGAGUCCUCUCGCGAAACGGCAAAGAGCUGCCAAUGUAACAUCAUCAUCCUUACCAUCAUCAUCAUCGAAACAGACAUCCACAAGUACGGGCAAACGUACCAGACGGCGACGAAAGCCUAGGACUGAGGUUUCGAGUUCCGAAAGUAGCAGCGAUAGUAGCAGUGAUGAGGAUAAUGCCAGCAGCAGUAGCAGUGAAGAUGAGGAAACUGCCGUGAAAAAGAAGGCGAAGGGACCGGUAAAGAAGGUCAAGCAGGUUACAGUUCAAGCCGCGAAACCCGAGUCUGAUAGCUCUGAUUCUUCAUCAUCCUCAUCGUCAGAUGCAGAGAUGGCAAAUGCUCCCUCUUCCCCCAGCUCUUCCUCCGAUAGUUCAGACGCCGACGAAGACGACGAAGAUUCAGAUUCAUCAGAUAGUUCAGAUCCGGAAGAUACCUCUUCAACCCCCAAGAAAUCCAAACCAUCCAAACCGGCUCCAUCGACAACCUCCGCCCCCUCCAUACCUCCACAGCUACGAUCAAUAACUACUUCUCAAACAGAAAAACAAUUUGAAGAGUAUUAUAUGAAGAAGCUGACGGAGGAGUUUGGAGAGGAUCUUAAUUCUGUUAGACAGAGUAAGGACUUUACGGACAGAAGUUUGCCGGUGCUGGUGAGGGCUUUGAGGGGCGGGGUGAAGGGGUUUGGAGAAGAGGAGAUGGGUGUCGUUAUCGCCUAG